Molecule: messenger RNA, 756 nt
Organism: Metarhizium album ARSEF 1941
Lineage: Eukaryota; Fungi; Ascomycota; Sordariomycetes; Hypocreales; Clavicipitaceae
Product: alginate lyase
Exons: 1
Coding region: 1-756 (251 amino acids)
Source: RefSeq, a predicted model, not a curated record
AUGCACCUCUCACCCGGCGCCAUCGCCAUCGCCAUCGCCACCACGUCCCUCUUGCUCACCCACGCCGACGCCGCCGCCGUUCCGGCAACUCGGGACGCCCGCGCAACCUGCGGCGGCGGCGACUUGGACCUGUCCAAGUGGAAGCUGCAGCUUCCCACGGGCACCAGGGGCCACCCGACGGAAAUCUCGUCCUCGAACCUCUGCAGCGGCUACUCCAGCGAAUUCUUCUACAUGAGGGGCGACGCCCUCGUCAUGGAGGUGCCCGGCGGCCCAUCGUCCGGCAAAUGCGUCACCACGCCCAACAGCCAGCACUGCCGUACCGAGCUGCGCGAGACCAGGCCGGCCUCGUGGGACCCCAGGGCCAAGACGAACCGUCUGGUUGCCGACCUCAGGGUCACUCGGAACGACGGCGAGAUCUGCAUCGGCCAGAUCCACAUUGACGAUUCCGUCUCGUCCAAGCCCGUCGCGGAGCUGUACUACAACUCCGCCGGCGACCUGGCCGUGGGCGUCAACACGUGCCGGACCUGCGGGCAGAAGCGUACCCCCGUCGACCACGUGCCCAGGGGUCGGCGGUUCACGUACGAGCUCCGCUACGAGGGCAACAGGCUCUCCGUCGGCAUCGACGGCAGGGCCUUCAAGACGCUGAGCACGUACGACUUGGAUGCUCCCAGGAGCUACUUCAAGGCCGGCAACUACAACCAGGGGGAUGUUCCCACGUCGGUUCAGUUCUACAGGAUCCAGACAAGUCAUUCCUGA